AUGGCAUCCCGCAGGUCGAGGUCUCCAUCGACCCCUUCAGAGGGUGAGAUCAUCGAAUCAGGUUCAGAGACGAAGGCAACUACGUCGAAACUUCCUCUUAAUGGCAGCAUCGUUGACCGUCCCACCAGAGCUAGUCCUGCAUCCGUGACACGGAGCAGAUCGCCACGCCACCGGAGAUCGAGGACCAGGACCAGGUCGACCUCGCGUACGCGGUCCCGUUCUCCCUACCGCGAUUACAGAGGCUACAAGCGGCGCCGGGACGAUGAAUAUGAUGAUUAUGACCAUGACGACCGGCGAUACCGACACGAACCUCCCCGACGCGUCGGAUCCCGAUACGAUGACGGCCGGUACUACGGACGAGGUCAACCCGACCGACGCGCACGGCCUUCCUAUUAUGACUACGACCGUGAAGAGCACUACGGCGAUGGCCUCCGAUAUAGCGACGAAUCUGAUCGCCGCAGAGAGAAACGCGCGCGCACGCGGAGCCGGUCGCCGUACCGCGAAGUUCGCAAGCCUAAGCAGUAUUCCGGGGAUGAGUGGGAGUCUCCAAGAGAUGAGAGUACUGCCUCUCGGAAUCGCAGGAGGGGGGCUUCUAUUGAACAGUCAGUGAGCGAGCGAGGGAACACUCCAGUCGUCGCUCAAGGUAUUAAGCAAGAUGCUGAAACUCAGAAACCUCAGGUGCAGCAAGCUUCUGCCACCUUACAUGCCCAUGUUGAUAGUGUGAAUGGGGCGUCCGAAAAUCACGACGAACAACCCCCAGCCGAACCCCUUGACGAAGCAGCCCAGUUAGAGGCCCGUCGCAAACGACGUGAAGCAAUCCGGGCUAAAUACCGCGGCCAAGCUACCCCGAUGCGUUUGCAGGCACUUCACAUCGGUGAAAGUAGUAGAGAUUCGUCCACUCCAGGUGCUGAUACUGCCGCAUCAGGCAGUGCUGUUUCUGAAGCAGCACCGUUGUCAGCACCUGAGACACCUGCUGAUAGUCCAGGGGAGUUGUUCUCUGACUUCAAAGUAGGCAAAGAUGCUGAUUUAAUGAACGGCGCACCGGUAAACGGUGUGGACAAAGAUGGUCCGUCUGCAGCAGACUACGACCCUACCUUGGACAUGAAAGCGGAGAGGGAGAGGCAUGAUAGUCGUGGUACUAAUGAGGAGUUGUCUGCGGCGUCUUAUGACGAGACGCAAACCUCCCGACAGGACAUCCUGCUCCCCGAUGCUGUUCAACCCCCGCCUCAGCCCAAAGCGAAGGAUCCUUAUGACAUGUUCGCAGAGGAUGAUGACGAUGAUAUGUUCGCUGAAGACACGCAGGAGACUACGCAGCCAACGCAUGCAUCGGCUAAGUCGGCAGUCCCGCAGCCCAAAGAGCUCGACAUCAGUAUGAUGGACAACUGGGACGACCCGGAAGGAUAUUACAAUGUCCGGCUGGGUGAGUUGAUUAACGGGCGAUACCAUGUGCAGCAGAAUCUAGGCAAAGGCAUGUUCUCGUCGGUCGUACGCGCCACGGACUCCAAGACUGGUGGCUUGGUUGCCAUCAAGAUCAUCCGCCAGAAUGACACGAUGAAGAAGGCGGGCAUGAAGGAAAUCGGCAUACUGGAGCAGCUUCACGAGGCCGAUCCGGAGGACAAGAAGCAUCUUAUCAAGUUUGAGCGGUACUUUGACCACAAGGGACAUCUGUGCAUGGUGUUUGAGAACCUGAGCAUGAACCUGCGGGAGGUCUUGAAGAAAUUCGGCCGCGACGUUGGUCUGAACCUGCGAGCCAUCCGGGCGUAUGCCCAGCAGAUAUUCCUGGGGCUCAGCUUGAUGCGGAAGUGCAACAUUCUCCAUGCGGACCUCAAGCCCGACAACCUGUUGGUCAACGAGCAACGCAACAUCCUCAAAGUGUGCGACCUGGGAUCGGCAUCCCCGGCGACGGAGAACGAGAUCACACCGUAUCUCGUGAGUCGAUUCUACCGGGCGCCCGAGAUUAUUUUGGGAAUCCCGUACGACCACGCCAUUGAUGUGUGGUCGAUCGGCUGCACGUUGUUCGAGCUGUACACGGGCAAGAUACUGUUUACGGGGCGCAACAACAACCAGAUGCUACGAUCCAUCAUGGAAUGCCGUGGCAAAUAUCCGCCGAAGCUGCUGCGGCGAGGGUCGCUGACGCCGAUGCACUUCGAUGACAUGCUUAACUUCUUGAGCAUGGAAGAGGAUAAGAUCACCGGGCGACCAGUCACGCGGGUGCUGGACUUCAAGAAGCCGACGCGGGACUUGAAGACCCGGCUAAUGGGAGGCAAGGAGACACGAGGCAUGACAGACAGUGAGGCAAAAGAGCUGGCCCAAUUUGUGGAUCUACUGGACCGAUGCUUGAACCUCAAUCCGGAGAAGCGGUGCACGCCGACAGAGGCGUUGAAACAUCCGUUUCUGUCUCGGCCCAAGGCGUAA
This is a messenger RNA of Aspergillus tubingensis, 2415 nucleotides long. Its product is annotated as putative serine/threonine protein kinase (Prp4). Gene Ontology annotation, molecular function: protein serine/threonine kinase activity; ATP binding. Gene Ontology annotation, biological process: peptidyl-threonine phosphorylation; mRNA cis splicing, via spliceosome; peptidyl-serine phosphorylation. The record is from RefSeq and is a predicted model, not a curated record. Bases 1 to 2415 code for a protein of 804 amino acids. The transcript has 3 exons. Lineage: Eukaryota; Fungi; Ascomycota; Eurotiomycetes; Eurotiales; Aspergillaceae.